GCUAGCGGGGCGACCAGUGUGACCCAAUGGAAGAGACGACGAACUCCCGGAGUUCCCAUGGCUCACAGUCUGGGUCUCGCAGCGAACAUGAAGAUGCCGAGCUCGGCACACAAUCCUCGGAUUUGAUGCAUCCCAUGAACCUCAAGCCACGUCGAAGCUGCGGUCCACCACUGAACGGAGCCUGCUGUUGCCACUGCUUCUAUGUUUGUCAAUUCUUGAUCUUCAUGGUGAUCUUUCCAUUAUGGACCAAGUGGCUGGUGACCAACCCCAUGCCGACUCAGUAUUGGCAUGAGGCCUUCCCCAGCUGGCCCGCGAUCAGUGCGCUGGGCGGCCAAGAGUUGGCCAUGGAGAGUGGGGUGGCCCAUCCCAUCCAGAUGUCGCCCAUCCCCACGGAGCCUGACGCCUGCAAUUUCAGCUGUUCCUCCUGGCGUGGCUACCGCACCAAUGAGAUGAAUUUCCGCGUGAGUUUGGCCCUGAACCACUCGGGCUUGGACAAAGGAUUCGUCCAUACGGUCUACCCCGUGUUGCUGGCGUCCGCCGACUUCAGUGACUGGUGGGUAGUGGCAGAUCGUCGGCAUGCCUGGCCCUCCCCGUUUUGGCGCGCGCAGACGUCGACCUCGGGACAUACCUACGUGCACGACACGGACAGCUGCACCCGGCCCCCGGAGAAGGAGGGUCAGAUCAAGUUGGAUUCCGAUCUGUACGUGUUGGCAUGCCUUGUUUGGCGACCGUCCGCGUUUGCAGAACUGGAGGGUUUGGACGAGUUGGACGACUCCGAUGUGGCCAGUUUUUGUCAGAGUGCCGGCGGCGUGUGCGGCUGGACCUGCGAUUCGGUACUGAGCCCAGAGCUGCUCGAGGGAUGUACUGCACAGAGUUCUAUUGAGAUGACCAGGACCUCGUUGGCGGGGCGUGAGGUUCCAGGGGCAGAUUUUGUGGGCGAGGUCCAGUUGAAGCAAUGCGUCAGCAAUGUGAAAUCUGAGCACUGCGAGACGUCCAUGGAAAGCUUCAGGCAGUGGACGUGCCACAAUUGUCUCUGGGACGAUCGCACGGAAGAUGACAUGCGCCGUCUCCAAAGUCGCAGCAUCAACGCUACAAGACGUCUUCAAGGUAUUGGUGGUUUACCCGCUCCGCCCGGCGGCCUUGGGGGUCUCUUCGGCGGCGGUGAGGAAUCCAGCAGCUCCAGCACAGGUGGCGGCCUCGGCGGUGGCCUUGGUGGCCUCUUUGAUGAGACCCAGACGGAUGGCAAGACCAAGGGACCAAUGAUUUACACCUCGCUUCCCCGUUUCCGGGUCUCAGUCAGCGGCUCGACGGCUCCUGCCGGGACCGACGUCUUCAGUCAGCCCCGGGUGUUCCUGCUGCAAUCCUCUCGUUCGAAGCGUGGUAUGUGGCAGAAACUUUACAAAGACAACUAUGGCAAGCGACAACCACCAGAGCCUGUGGAUGAGUCUGGGAAGCCGAUCGUAAAGAAAGUCGAGACCAAUGACUACUAUGAUGAGGAAAUUCCACCAUUGCAGGAUCCAGCCAGCAAACAUGGCAUGAAGUUGGCGCAGCAGAAUCGCUUGGAGAUUGAUCCUGGCUGGUGCUAUGGUCGUCAGGGCCCCUUAUAUUUGGUGGCCUGCGCGGUGAACAGCACGCUCUAUGAAGGAAGCUUCAGCCGUUUCAAGCCUGGUCAGCAGGCCGCCCCUCCGCCCUUCAACGAUCGCUGUGUGGCGGUCUCGGGGCGUUGUGCCUAUGCGUGCCAGAGUGACCAGCGGCCCAUGACCAACUGCACUGAGGAUGGUUUCAUUCAUCAGUCUGCACUUCUGGGAGACGUUGCAUAUGAAAAGAAUCAGACCACGCCCGUGUGGUUGUUCUGCUAUGUCUUGCUGGUGGGAUUUGGAGUGAAGGCCGUCAUGCUUUGCCCCGGGGUGUUCUCACCAUAUCCGCACUUCCGGAGGUACGACCCGGAGCUAACGUCAAUGUUGCGCUACAUCAUGGUCACUGUACCCAGUGCUAGUGAGAACAAGUGCACCGUGUUGCGGAAUGUUGUGGGAGCUAUUGGUUGCAUGCCGAAGGAUUGCCGCUGCCGUUAUCACGUGGCCUUUGUGGACGAAGGGCACAGAGCCGAGCAGAAGGUGAUGUUCAUGAAGUUGGCUGCGGUCAUUGAACGCAUUCCCAACUUUGGUGGUGCCUCAUAUGAGGAGAAUGUGAGUCGCUUCUUCCAAUCCUGGGUGGAAGAUACCAAGAAGAUGGACUUGGCAAAGGUCCGAGAUGGCUAUCCUGGUGAGGUGGAGGCGGAGAUCAUGCGCCGCAUGAGCGGCAAAAACACCCUGCGCAAACUUCGGAAGGAGGGUGGCUGGGGCUCCAUGCCCCCAGAGGUCUUCGAGGCCUUGGAAGUGGCCUUGGCACAGCUGGAAGAGGACUUGAAGAACGACAAGAAAGAAAAGAAAGACUUGCACCGGGACGAUGUCGCUGACUGGGAGCCGCAGGAUCGCAACAGUCUGGCGCUGCGCUUGCAUUAUUUGGCGCGUGCCAAGCCCAUGGAGGAUGAACGAACCAUCAAGGCUCAGCACGUGGCGCCUGGCACUUGGUACUACAAAGUGCCUCAAAAUGCCGAGAACAAGGACUGGCUGAAGUUGCGAGCCAACGCUCGAGAGAUGGUUUAUGGCCUGGAAGAUGACGAUCCCUUCAUGAACAACGUUCCCCUUCGCACCAGCCGUGGCAAAGCUGGCGGCUUGAACUUUGCGGAGAACUACUUGAGCAUCUACGCCGACAAGCCCGAGAACAUGUAUGGAGAUGAGCGGGACCACUUUCCAUGUCUUUACAGCAUUUGCGAUGCCCGGCAUCAGUUCCAAACGGACUUCUUCCACUCGACUAUUCCGUACUUCUUUGAUGAUGAUAUGGACUUGAACCCCUAUGUUGGCUUCACGCAGUGCCCGCAGUUCUUCCACGAAAUGCAAGACAAGUUGGAUUACCUGGAUAACAACAACGCUCAGUUCUUCCGCUUGAAUUGCAUGAUUCGAAAUUGCUGCGGUGGCGUGAGUUCCUGUGGUACCAACGGCACCUGGCUGAUUCGCCAUGUCCAGGGCGACUUGGUGUGGGAAAGGGAGCGUCGCCGUGUGCGCGAUGCCGACAGCAAGCGUAGGAGCCAGGAAUAUGUGGAACGCCGCACCUUUCACGAAAGCUGCAAAGUGGAGGAUACCGCUAGCAGUCUUCAGACUGUGCUCCGUGGCCGACGCUCUCAGUUCAUCAAUCGUCGCUUGUCCUAUGGCAUGGCCAAGAACCCUGUGGAUUACUUGGCCGCCGUGCAGCGAUGGGCUGAGGGAGGCGUGGUCCUGUCCUUGCAGACCUUCUUCAGCUGCCACAAGGGUGUUUACAUGGUGUGGUUUACUUUGAUCUUCUUCUUUUGCUUUUUAGCUUCGCUCUUCCGGCUGGUGAGUAAGACAGACACCACCUGGGAGGUUGUGAAGUGGGGCAUGGUGGAGGAAGACUGGUAUACGAAGGCUAUGGAGCCCGUUGUCUCCUACCUUCGCAGUUUUGCCCUGGUGGCGCGCAGCGAAUACUUCACCCAGAAUCCCAAGUUGCUGGAGACAUAUUUGACCAUGACACUUCAGUUCAUCAGCUGGGUGUUGUGCUUGGUUCUCUUCUUGAUGGUCCUUUUCAUUUGCACCGAGCUGCUGAAGUUUGUUCAGCGGGUUUGUGGCCUGAAGCUUCCUAUUCUUUGGCCAGAUGAAAUGCGAUGGUGGGGAAGGCUGUUGAUCUCUAUGGAUAACUUGACCUACUUCCUGUGGUUUUGGACAGCCUUCUUUUGGAUUGGCUUCAACUAUUACAGUAUCUUUGCGAAACGCACCUACCACUUCUCCUCGACAGGCAUGUUUUCCUUCAUGCUGGCCGUGCAGCUCCUGAGUUGGGGCAUGGUCAUCGCCGCGGCCCUCCGCUACACCCUCUCCACGAGUAUGGAGGCCAACGAAGUGAUCGGCCUAUCGAUGGACAACAUUUGGCGCUCAACCCAGCUCUUCUACAUUUCCGCUCCGCUCCUACUGUACUCCAUCAUCAAAGGUUUCCAGGAUUACAUGCGCUACCAGAUGUACGGUGAAGAUAUCAGCUUUUGGAUUGGUGGUGACCGCGGUGCAAUGUCCACCAAUUUGGUGAAGUAUUGGACGUUGUUGCUGAUCAUGGGAGCCCUAGGCGCCUGGAUCUAUUACUGCAUCGAAGGACGAAAGCACACAGGUGUUUUAUCUGCCGUGAUCAUCGUCACGCUGAUUGCUCUGGAUGUGCUUCAUCCCUGCACCUACCUCUGGGUGGGUCGCACUAAGAUGACACCAGAAAAAGCCGCGCAGCUCACAUGGAGCCAGGCCUUAGUAACGCGAGGAUGGUGGGAGAUCAUGAUCGGCAGGUUGAUCUUGAACCAAACUGUGACAGGCGUUAUGAAGUGGCUGGGCCCGGCCUGGUUUGUGCUGAUGCCCUUCUUGACCUUGGUGAUGCCAUACAUUGGCGUGAAUCAAGCCUUUAUGAUCAUUGGUUCCACGACGAACCGCUAGUUUCUGUGUCGGAACGGACGCACCACGACUUGAGUGCCGGAAGUCCCGCAUCAUGGCGCGAUGG
Messenger RNA from Cladocopium goreaui, 4584 nucleotides. NCBI's taxonomy places the organism in Eukaryota, Dinophyceae, Suessiales, Symbiodiniaceae. The record is from the annotation of a GenBank genome assembly.